This is a messenger RNA of Aplysia californica (California sea hare), 1180 nucleotides long. RefSeq lists its product as uncharacterized. The record is from RefSeq and is a predicted model, not a curated record. The coding region runs from base 221 to 859 and encodes 212 amino acids. The transcript has 5 exons. NCBI's taxonomy places the organism in Eukaryota, Metazoa, Mollusca, Gastropoda, Aplysiida, Aplysiidae.
AUGGCUAAUUUAAAACUUGCAGGGCUGAGUAGGAGUGACGACAAGUUAUAUAAAAGGGGGGCAUGCCUAGUGUCUCACUCAUGCAAGCCAGUACAAUCAAGGACGAAUCUUUCUGCUCCCGAAACCAGAGGGUUGGUGCCAAGGCUAACGUUUACUACCCCUGUUUGCUGCUACGUUUUCACUCUCUGUUUGCUGCUACGUUUUCACUCUCUUGGAGACGAUGAAUCGAGUCUUGUUUGGAGCUCUCCUAAUUUGGAUAGCCUGUGGCUUGUCCUGCGGCACACCUUCUUUUUGCUACGACAAAUCUAUACUGAUUAACAAAUUCCGCGUCUGCAUCGAAGACGCCGGGAUGUUGCAGUAUUAUGACUUCAGCAGUGGACAACCAAUGGUAAAAGAUAAUGAUUACCGCCAGUUUUGCAACAAUACAGAAGGCUUCGUCACUGCGACAGACUGCAGCCUUCAAAUUAUGAAACAGUGCCUCCCACCGACUGCAACAAACCUGUUGCCGGGUAAAGCCUUCCAAACGAGGAUGAUCUCUAGCAUAUGUAAUGACUCCACCUUGAAGCAGGACUGCUUUGCAGUAGCUCAAACUAAACAGACUGACAUAACUUAUUGUGUCAAAAGAGCUAUGAAUCCAAACUCAGAUGACCUGGCUUGUGACGCAAUGAAAGCAAGCCAAACAUGCACUUUCCAAGAGAUGAGGCCUUGUGACGAACACACUGCACAGUUCUAUUCAUCGAUGCUCCAGCCAGAGGUUGACCGAGUCUGUAAUGGUGCAGCACGCAUUCUCACCGACACAGGUUUACUUCCUUUUCUUCUCUCUAUCCUCGCUGUUUGGCUCAAAUCUGGUGUAAAUUAGGAAAAACCAUGACUUGUCCAGAUCGAUUUGUCAAAAGUUUUUUAAGUGGUGGACCGUGUGGAUUUUAAUAUCAGUUGAGGAAAAUCACUAGGCAAACUUUAAUUUUUUUAGAGUGAAACUAUGAACUCAUAUUUCGAUUUGCUGCAAUUUCUGACAAGUGUAUUGACCUUGGUCAAAGCAAACUUUAAUGUUCCUUUCUAAUCGGUUCUACUAAAUCGUGACAUCUUCCUUUUAAUAUUAACCCCCCCCCCCCCCAAAUAUUUAUUGAAAUUGCUUGUGAUCUGCAAAGAAAUAAACAAAAUUACGUUUGACGAAACUGAA